UAGGUGAAGGAGUUAUCAUUCCCAAUUAUUACUAGCUAGGAGAUUGGAACUUGGAAAACAAUGCAUCCAAUACUAGCCUUUGUUUUACUCCUCCCCCUCUUCUUACUACUAAGCAUAACCAAAAGAGCUCUCUCCAAGAAGCCCAAUUUCCCCCCUUCCCCUCCAAGGCUUCCUCUCAUAGGGAACCUCCACCAACUCGGCUCGCUCCCUCAUCUCUCUCUCACCUCUCUCUCGAAGAAGUAUGGUCCCCUCAUGCUUCUCCGCCUUGGCGAGAUCCGAACACUUAUCGUCUCCACGCCUGACAUGGCACGUGAGGUCAUGAAGACCCAUGACCUAAGUUUUGCGAACCGACCUACGUCGAAGGUCACGGAGAUCCUCCUCUACAACAACAUGGACGUGGGUUUCUCACCUUACGGUGAGUAUUGGAGGAAUGUAAGAAAGCUUUGCACCAUUCACCUCCUAAGUUCGAAAAGAGUGCAGUCUUAUCAUCUUAUGAGGGAGGAGGAAGUCGCGUUCAUGGUACAAAAGAUAACACAAUGUUCUUCCCUGAGAGUAAUAGAUAUGAGUGAAGUUUUAUACUCCUUUGCAAACGAUACAAUUUGUAGGGUGGUCUCGGGGAAGUUCUCUAGAGGAGGGGGAAGAAACGAACUCUUUCGUGAGAUUUUCGAGGAGAAUUCUUAUCUUCUGAGUGCGUUUAAUGUAGGGGACUACUUUCCUCGGUUAGCAUGGUUGGGUGUGUUCUUCGGAUUGAGUUCGAGGGCGAGAAGGAACUUCGAGAGAUUGGAUGAUCUACUUGAUGAGGUGAUUGUAGAGCAUGAGGAUCGAAAGAAGGUUGACGAGGAAAAGGACUUUGUUGAUGUGUUGCUCUCUCUCCAGAAAGAUUCGAAUUUGGAUUUCAAGUUGGAGAAAGAUCACAUGAAAGCAAUUUUGGCGGAUAUGUUCGGUGCAGGAACAGAGACAACUUCUAUAACCUUAGAAUGGGCCAUGGCGGAGAUUGUACGAAACUUCAAAGUAAUGAAAAAACUACAAGAUGAGGUGAGAGGGAUUGUUGGCAAAAAUCACGUGGUUAGAGAGGAUGACUUGAACUCGAUGACUUACUUGAAGGCCGUGGUUAAAGAAACUUUGCGGUUGCACCCUCCAGCUCCACUGUUAAUACCGAGAGAAUCAAUCGAAGAUCGCUACAUAAAAGACUACUUCAUUCCAAAGAAAACUCGAGUGAUCGUCAAUGGAUGGGCUAUUAAUAGAGACCCCGAAUUUUGGGAGGAACCAAAUGAGUUUCGUCCCGAGAGAUUUAUCGAUAGCUCGGUCGAUUUCAAAGGUAACGAUCUCCAGUUCAUUCCUUUUGGGGCAGGUCGAAGGAUAUGUCCAGGAAUUCAAUUCGCGGUGUUGAAUAUAGAGCUCGCAUUGGCUAAUCUCAUUCAUCGGUUCGAGUGGGAGUUGCCUCAUGGAUUGAGAAGAGAAGAAUUGGACAUGAAUGAGAAACCUGGACUUGUGACUCGUCGGGCCGAAAAACUUCACUUAGUUGCGAAACCUUGUUUGCCCUAGAAAGAAGUUGUUAGCUAAAUGAUGGUACCAUUCUCGUUGGAAUGAUCUUGUUGUAGUUUGUCGCUUGGAAUGCAUGUAAAAUCUUUGUAUAUUUGCGAUUAAUAUUCGAAAAUUAAUUUGAAGAGAUGAUUCGUAUAUCA
Messenger RNA from Ananas comosus (pineapple), 1685 nucleotides. RefSeq names its product cytochrome P450 71A1-like. The transcript has 2 exons. Lineage: Eukaryota; Viridiplantae; Streptophyta; Magnoliopsida; Poales; Bromeliaceae. The record is from RefSeq and is a predicted model, not a curated record. The coding region runs from base 61 to 1545 and encodes 494 amino acids. Gene Ontology annotation, molecular function: heme binding; monooxygenase activity; iron ion binding.